Molecule: messenger RNA, 3874 nt
Organism: Melanotaenia boesemani (Boeseman's rainbowfish)
Lineage: Eukaryota; Metazoa; Chordata; Actinopteri; Atheriniformes; Melanotaeniidae
Gene: nckap1l
Product: NCK associated protein 1 like
Exons: 31
Coding region: 96-3467 (1123 amino acids)
Biological process (GO): cell migration; neuron projection morphogenesis; cell morphogenesis
Cellular component (GO): SCAR complex
Source: RefSeq, a predicted model, not a curated record
GGCUGUGGGUGCACUUGCUUCUGAGGGUUCAACUGCUACACAAAAGCAGGAGGCCAGGGCUCGAACGGAGGAAGAGGGGCAGUGUACAUGCAGUCAUGGACUACCAGCAGAAACUGGCUGAAAAACUCACAAUCCUCAAUGAGAGGGGGAACGGGGUGCUUAUACGCAUGAACUACAUUAAGAAGACAUGUGCAGAUCCCAAGCUGCGGCCAUCCCUUCUUACAGAUAAAGCAGUGGAAUCUGCCAUCAAAUACAUUAACAAGAAGUUCCCUAAUAUUGACUUCAGAGGAAACAUUCAAAAUCUGAACAGCAUCCAGCGACAGAAAACUGAGGUGCUGGGAGUCACAGCAAGCUACUACAACUCUUUCUUGGAUGUCAUAGAGUUUAGGGAUCAUGUUUAUGAGUUGCUGAACACCAUAGAUGCCUGUCAGUGCUUCUUUGAUAUUGCUUUUAACUUUGAUUUCACCAAAAACUAUUUGGACCUGAUCAUCACCUACACAUCUGUUAUCAUCACUCUGUCUCGCAUUGAUGACAGGAAGGCUCUGGUGGGAAUGUUCAACUGUGCCCAUGAGAUGACUAACGGAAGCAGUGAUCCCUCCUACCCGCGGCUUGGCCAGAUGAUUGUGGAGUAUGAGCAUCCCUGGAAGAAGCUCACUGAAGAGUUUGGUCCCCACACAAGGUCUGUAACAGCAGCUCUGCUUUCACUGAGGAUGGUCUACCCACGCAGAAAUCUGUCUGCAGAACAGUGGCGGAACGCCCAGCUCCUCAGCUUGCUCAGCGCUCCAGCCAACAUGAUGGAGCCAGUCAGUUGUGACACUAUGGCAUGUGAAUACCUGCCUAUGGAUGUGAUGGAACGUUGGAUCAUUAUCGGCUUCCUGUUGUGCCACAGUAGCCUGAAUACAAACCAGGCCUCCCAGGACCUGUGGAAGAUGGCUUUGCGGAGUGGCCUCUACCUCACCCUUGUCAGAGAUGAAGUACUCAACAUACAUAAAGUCUCUGAGGACCUCUUCGACAGCAUUAAAGGAUAUAACAAGAGAGUUGCAGACAUCAAGGAGUGUCGUGAGCAUGUUAUACUUAAUUGUGGAGCUCUGCACAGAGAGAGAAGGCAGUUUCUGAGAGGGGCAAUGAAGGAAUUAUUUAAAGUUCUGGAGGAUGAACCAGGACUCUUGGGACCAAAGGCCUUGUUUGUCUUCAUGGCUCUGUCAUUUUCCCGCGACGAGGUCCUGUGGCUUGUCAGGCACUCAGAGAACAUGCCAAAGAUAAAGACGCUAGAGGACUACAAUGACAAUCAGAUGGCUGAGCUGCUGUUCUACAUGGAGAAGUUAAGAGGACUAAUGGGGAAGUACAACCAUGUAGUUCAGCGCUACUACGUUCAGUACCUGGCACAGUUUGAUGCCUUGAUACUCAAUGACACCAUACAGAACAUGUAUGUUUGUCCAGAGGAGGAGUCGGUUCUGAUGAGCUCCUUUGUGUCAACCCUGUCUGCCCUUUCAGUGAAACAAGUGGACAGCAAAGAGGAGUUUGAUUUAAAAGCGCUGAGACUGGACUGGCUAAGAUUGCAGGCCUACACAAGUGUGAACAAGGCCCCUCUCCCACUGAAGGACUAUCCUGACAUGGCAAGGGUGAUGAACAUGACCCAGUUUCACACCAAAAUGGUAGACAGCUUGGAAGAAAUGCUCCACGAGACAUCUGAGCUGUCCAUCCUCUGUUUCUUCCCUCGUGUCUUUGAGAAGAUGUUUAGCCAGAGCAGUGAGGAGAUGACUAUGAAGCAUUACCUCAUGGCCUUCCCCUCUGUCUGUUCUCACUUCAGCCAGUGUGUGCACCUUAUUUGUCCAGAAGAGAUAGAAGCAUUGGAGAAGAGAAGCCUGUGCCUGUGCGUGACCUUCUUGGAGCAGAUAGCCAAGCAAACCAGCAGUGUUGUGUUAGAGAUAUGUGCAGAGCAACGCAAUCUCAGUGACCAGCUGCUGCCUAAACAAUGUGCUGAGACCAUCAGUGCUGCUCGCCACAGAAAGCAAAAGAAACCACUGCCAAAAAAAGGAGAGGUCCAAAAAGAGAAGCCGGGCGCUGAGAGCGUGAGGAAAGACCGAACCGUGUACACUAAUGUGGACAAGAUGCAUCUGAUGCUGACAGAGCUCUGCUCCUCCUACAGUCUCUGCAGUGACUUGAUCGUCUUUGACCACACUGUCGUUCCCACAGAGUUCCUCCUGUCUCAGCUGGAGACACGUCUGUCUGAGAUCAUUGUGAGAAUGGCCAAUUACAACCAGACCACCCAGGAGAUAGCACGUCCCUCUGACCUACUGGCAUCGAUAAGAGCAUACAUAGCCAAUCUGCACAGCUUCUCAAGCUACGUCAAUGUGGAUGUGACACGGCUGGUGAAGAGCGUCCUGCUGCAGCAAACGCAACCACUGGACUCCCACGGAGCACAGACACUAACAACGCUCUACACAAACUGGUACCUGGAGGGUCUUUUGCGUCAGGCAAGCAGCUCCCUCAUCGUCCACUGUCCUACAAUGCACUGCUUUGUGAGCCAGAAUACAGACACUGAACCAACUUUCAGAGCAGAGCAGUUCUCAGAUGUUUCAGAGUUGCAGGCACUGGCGGAGCUAAUUGGUCCAUACGGCAUGAAAUUUUUGGGUGAGAACCUGAUGUGGCACAUCACCUCUCAAGUCAGCGAAAUGAAGAAAAUGGUGAUAGAGAACAUGGACAUCCUGGUGCAGAUGAAAAACAACUUUGACAAGCCUGAGGAAAUGGCAAAUCUUAAGAGAAGGCUGACAGGUGGAGAGAAUGUCUUGAAGAGGAUGACCAUCAUUGGGGUGAUCCUGUCCUUCAGAUCAAUGGCACAGGACUGCCUAAACGAUAUCCUGCAGAAGCAUUGCCCCUUCCUAAUGGGGCCUAUUGAGAACUUAAGAGACUUCAUCACCAAUAAAGCCGACAUCAAGGUGACUCUGAAUGUUUUCCAGCUGGCUUCUGCUGCAGGGCUGAAAUGUGAUUUUGAUCCUGCCCUGGUUGAAGCUAUCAGCAAUAUGCAGACAGAUAACACAUCAGUUGAUGAAGAGUUCAAGCUGUCUCGUUUGCUGCUCGUCUACGUCGCAGUGUCCCUGCCUACCUUGGCUCUCGACCCCAAUUCCUUCUAUAGCCGAGAACACGGAGGCCACAACAACAACAUCCACUGUUUAGCUACAGCUAUCAACCAGCUGGCUGCCGCCAUGUUCACCGUUCAGAACAAGAACAUAGAGCAGCAGCUCAAAGAAUUUCUCCUGCUGGCCUCCUCCACUUUGCUUCAACUGGGACAAAAUGUGGAAAGAGUGGAGUGUAAAAACAGAGAGUCCGUCUACUUGCUCCUACACAUGAUUGUGGAGGAGUCUCCGUACUUGACUCAAGACAUGCUGGAGAGCUGCUUCCCGUACGUUCUACUCCGAAAUGCCUACAGAGAAGUGCACAAGGCCUUUGUUGUCACACUGGGCUGAAAACUCUUUUUUUUUUUAUUGAUCCAAAGGAGUAUUUUUAUGCACAUGCACUCUUUGCUUUUAUUGCCAUUCAGCUUUGUAGGUCUGUAUACAGGUUAAACAUGGCCUUGAAAAUUUUGAAGCGAUACUUUCUGUCAGUAAGUAUGUUUUAUGUACCUUCAUUGAAUAAAUAUCAGCUCUCACUUAAUUAAGUUUUGACCAGCAUUUAUGCCCUCAACUUAUCAGUAUUUUUUUUGCAGUAUUAGAUUUACAAAUGUAUUGUUGGUUUAAAUUAUUUUAUUCAGCACUGUAGGUAUAUUUGCAACAUCUCCUUACAUACCAUAAGUUCUUGGACAUAAAGAAAACGAUUUUUUAAGAUUUUUUUUUUCUUUCAAAUUUUCCUUAAAUAAAUAUUAAAAUAAUUUUUA